Dioszegia hungarica is the source of this 1077-nucleotide messenger RNA. Its product is annotated as N2227-domain-containing protein. Gene Ontology annotation, molecular function: S-adenosylmethionine-dependent methyltransferase activity. The transcript has 3 exons. The coding region runs from base 1 to 1077 and encodes 358 amino acids. The record is from RefSeq and is a predicted model, not a curated record. NCBI's taxonomy places the organism in Eukaryota, Fungi, Basidiomycota, Tremellomycetes, Tremellales, Bulleribasidiaceae.
AUGCUUCGUCGUAUCUCUCCUCCGUCCGCAACAUAUCCUCCGAGCGGCUCCCACGAUCCCUGGAGUCCGCAGACCAUCGCUGCAACGUACAAGCAGUAUGACCAGCUCGCCGACGGUGAGACUCGUCGCAUGUCGGAUGCCUUCGACCGCUUGGACAGCGAAUCUAGAGCGCUCGGGAUCUCGGUCGGCUACCACCUCAAACUCGACGCCCUUGCACAAGCAGAGGAGGCCAAUGCCAAGGUCACCAACGCGAUCGCAGAUCUUGCCAUCCGCGAGCAUGGUCUGAACCGAUCAGAGGUCGCCACUGGUCGGACGGGUACGCUGUUUCGGGCGCGAGAAGCACUUCAACAUUUUGUGCGGGAUUGGAGUGAGGAGGGAAGCGCGGAGCGGAAGGUGAUUGCGACGCCCAUCCUUGAUGUUUUGAGGGAUGAGCGGCGGGCUGGGCAGGUGCAGCGGGUACUCGUGCCGGGCUCCGGGCUGGGAAGACUGGCAUGGGAGAUCUCGGAGCUCGGUUUCGACACGACCGCAAAUGAAUUAUCUCAUUACAUGAACUUUGGACUGCGGUAUCUCGUCGAUCCUUUCAUCACCCCUUCCCCUCACUCCCACACCGUACAUCCAUGGGCGCACCGAUUCUCCCACCAACGCCUUUCCGCCCCGCUCUUCCGAGGCAUAUCCUUCCCCGACGCCCUUCCCCGCCUAUCUCCCACCUUCCACACAUGCGAGGGUGACUUUCUCCAGCUCACAACCGGUGGAUUCCACUAUAUCGUCACCCUCUUCUUCAUUGAUACAUCCGCCAACAUCGCGGCCACACUCAAUCAGAUCUACACCCUCCUCGCGCCGGGCGGAACGUGGAUCAAUCUGGGACCACUCCUAUGGGCGGGGGGCGGGACGGUGGGUCUUGAGCUUAGUCUGGAGGAAGUCUUGCAAUUGGCGAAGCAGGUCGGAUUUGCGGUCGAGACGAGCGGAGAAGGACCAAGAAGGGCGAGGACAAUACCGUGCGAGUAUACGCAAGACCCGGAGGCGAUGUUCCAGCGAGUGUACAAGGCGGAGUUCUGGGUCGCUACGAAACCACAAUGA